GGUUGCGGGUUCGAUUCAGCACACCGCCAAUGGAAGAAGAAGAGCGGCGAUGCCGCUGCUCGCCAUGGCGGCCUUUCUCAUUCUCAUCAGCGAUGGCGCCUCCGCGGCGAGCGUCACGGCCGCGGAGGCGCUCCAGCUUCGUGACGAGGUGAAAGAAAUGUUCUACCACGCUUACAAUGGCUACAUGGCUCACGCAUUUCCUCUAGACGAGCUCCGGCCGAUGAGCUGCGCUGGAGAGGACUCUCUCGGUGGCUAUGCACUCACUUUGGUUGAUUCUCUGGACAUGCUAGCCGUGCUGGGUGAUCGAGAGAAAUUCUUUGACGCUGUGAAUUGGAUUGGUAAACACUUACGAUUCGACAAAAAUAAGACUGUAUCCGUGUUUGAGACUACGAUUCGCGUGCUUGGAGGCCUUCUUUCUGCUCAUAUGCUUGUCAGUGACCAAGCCACGGGAAUGGUAAUGUAUGAUUACAAUGACGAGCUACUUAAUCUUGCAGAAGACCUUGGUCGGAGGCUUCUUCCUGCUUUCGACACACCUACUGGAAUACCUUACGGUUCUGUAAAUCUUCUCUAUGGAGUGAGCGAAGACGAAAGUCAGGUAACAUCAACAGCGGGUGGAGGAACUCUAACCAUGGAAUUCGGUGUUCUAAGUCGAUUGACUGGCGACCCUGUGUUUGAGGAAGUCUCUCGAAAUGCAGUCCGUGGACUUUGGGCCCAACGUUCUCACAUUGGUCUUGUUGGUGCUCACAUUAAUGUGCUUUCCGGAGAGUGGACACAUAAAGAUUCCGGAAUUGGAACGAGCAUAGAUUCGUUCUACGAAUAUCUUUUGAAGGCUUAUUUGCUUUUUGGAGAAGAUGAGUACCUGCAUAUGUUCAAAGAAUCAUACAAGGCAGUAAUGCGCUACCUAUUCAAAGAUCCAUGGUAUAUGGAGGUCAACAUGAACAGCGCCGUUGUUGUUUGGCCUCUUUUCAAUAGUUUGCAAGCGUUUUGGCCUGGACUACAGGUCUUGGCAGGAGAUGUAGAACCCGCUACUCAAACUCACACAGCAUUUUUCUCUGUGUGGAAGAAGUUUGGCUUCACCCCAGAAGGAUUUAAUCUUGCAAGCAUGAGCAUACAGCCAGGUCAAAGGAGCUAUCCUUUGCGGCCAGAAUUAAUUGAGAGCACGUACUGGCUUUACAAAGCGACCAGAGAUCCAAUUUACCUUGAUGCAGGUCGUGAUAUUUUGGCCAGCAUUCAGUAUGGAUGCCGCUGUCCAUGCGGCUACUGCCAUAUUGCGGACGUUGAAACACACCAACAGGACGAUCACAUGGAAAGCUUUUUUCUCUCUGAAACUGUAAAAUACUUGUACUUAUUGUUUGAUCUUGCAGCGGGCGGUGAUAACAUUGUAGAAAAUGGACCUUACCCGUACCUGUUUUCAACGGAAGGUCAUUUGUUUCCUCUAACCCCGCAAAUAUCAUUGCCAAAAGAGUGCUGCACGUAUUCUGGAAGUUUUUGCCCAGACUCCUCGAAGUCGAACUGGAUGCUACACAAUGCAACGAAUCACGUCGACGCUGGUAGUCCACUGAAGGGAGCGUGUUCUCAGCUCAGUCUCUGGAGACGCCUCGCAAUUGCGAACAAGUUUGCUAAGAAGACGAACAAGCGCAAAUCGGCAAGGAUGAGCAGUAUACUGGAGGCGGUCGAGAAAGCUGGAAACGAGCUGGUAAAAGUGGAGAUUCAGACAGAUGUGGCUUUGGAAGAUGAUCACUCCACUCAGGAAGACAAAGGCCAGGAAAUCGCCGCCGAAGAAACAAAAGAGAACGGGAACCUUUCAAGCGAUUGAAAUCAAUAACAGAAUCUAAACCCUUUUUUCGCAAAAACUUAUUGGGUCGGAAUAUGACUUAUACUUCGAGACA
This is a messenger RNA of Selaginella moellendorffii, 1889 nucleotides long. Its product is annotated as alpha-mannosidase I MNS4. Bases 50 to 1816 code for a protein of 588 amino acids. Gene Ontology annotation, molecular function: calcium ion binding; mannosyl-oligosaccharide 1,2-alpha-mannosidase activity. Lineage: Eukaryota; Viridiplantae; Streptophyta; Lycopodiopsida; Selaginellales; Selaginellaceae. Gene Ontology annotation, biological process: mannose trimming involved in glycoprotein ERAD pathway; carbohydrate metabolic process; endoplasmic reticulum mannose trimming. The transcript has 17 exons. Gene Ontology annotation, cellular component: endoplasmic reticulum; membrane. The record is from RefSeq and is a predicted model, not a curated record.